GGAGUGAGACUCAGGCUUUAGCCUCACAGAGCGGCCGGUGAUUCCAUAAUGAGGUCUCUGCUGGGAACUCUCUGUGCCCUGUCUGUGUUUGCAGCAACGGGUUAUUCGCUCUCUUGUCAGACCUGCAUGUCAGCCGGCAGCACUCCCUGCCAAGGCCAAAGCCUUCCCUGCCCACCUGAUAGUGCCUGUGUGGCUACGUACACAUUAACUACUACAAAUGGGGUGACUGUAAGUGAAGCCUACACCCUCUCAUGUGCCCCUCUUGGCCGGUGUGAUAAACCUGGAAGUUUCAGUUUUCCUAAAUCAAAACUCAAAAUGGGAACCUCCUGUUGUUAUACAGACAACUGCUCCCCUCCCACACCGACAUUGCCUGCAGAUAACAAUCAAGUGAAUGGACUGGUCUGUCCUACCUGUGCCUCUGCAGACUCAGCCUGGUGUUAUACUAGUGAUACCAUGCAGUGUACAGGAGAUGAAAAUAUGUGUCUCUUGCAAACUACAGAGAUAAAGGUAUCAAGCAAAGUGGCUGUACGAGGCUGUGCUACUAAAAGUAUUUGUGAUCUUGGAAGCACUUCUGUCAGUUAUCCUGGAUAUUCAAUGGAUGUGAAAUUCUCCUGCACCAGUGGCAGCUUUGGUACUUUAUGUUAUUACUUGUCCCCAUUGCUUUAA
Molecule: messenger RNA, 666 nt
Organism: Xenopus tropicalis (tropical clawed frog)
Lineage: Eukaryota; Metazoa; Chordata; Amphibia; Anura; Pipidae
Product: phospholipase A2 inhibitor and Ly6/PLAUR domain-containing protein-like
Exons: 5
Coding region: 49-666 (205 amino acids)
Cellular component (GO): extracellular region
Source: RefSeq, a predicted model, not a curated record